UACAUUCCAAAUACAACUUGUUUUCAAUUGGUGAGCGCUGUGAGUUGCUUGGUAGGUUGUCUUUUCUCUUACCAACCAGUAAGAAUGAAAGCAGCUGGCAUCUUGCUGACGAUAAUUUGAAUGUGAAAAGACAUCUCUAUGCGUUUUACGCACCAGAGAUCGCUGUUUGAACAAAACUCGGCUCACAAUAUUCAUUGGGCUCUGGCGAUUUCGCGGUGUCCGGUCAACAGCCCACGGUCGGAAGGAAUCGAAGUUGACUAUUGUCUCUAAAUUCACACUUAUAUCAUUCACAGAUGUAGAGUGCCACUAAACAUGUCCUACGCUAAAAGGCUUGCGCUUCAUUCGGGCGUAAUUUUUGUUACAUGGUGCGCUUUUCUACAACAGACCGUGAACGCAACUGAAGGAUGCCCAGGUUUAAGAACAGAGUGUAAACCGGGGAUUGUUUUGCCUGUAUGGGGAGGCAAUCCUUCUACAGGAGUAAUUGUUGGGCGAGCGUUUGUGUAUUUGCUUGCCUUACUGUUUUUGUUUUUGGGCGUUUCAAUAAUCUCCGAUCGCUUCAUGUCGGCUAUUGAAAUAAUUACAUCGAAGGAGAAGGAAAUCAGGGUAACAGACAAGCAAACUGGAAAGGAGCGAAUUGUUACUGUGAAAAUAUGGAACGAGACUGUGUCAAAUUUAACUCUCAUGGCCCUGGGAUCGUCAGCUCCCGAAAUUCUGCUAUCUGCCAUUGAAAUUUGUGGAAAUAAUUUUGACGCUGGAGAGCUCGGUCCGUCGACGAUAGUCGGUUCUGCAGCUUUCAACCUAUUGAUUAUCAUUGCAGUUUGUGUUUAUGUUAUUCCUGAUGGAGAAUGCCGCCGAAUCAAACAUUUGCGAGUGUUUGCCAUCACAGCCUCCACGUCAGUUCUUGCCUAUGUUUGGUUGUACAUCAUACUAGCAGUGUCGUCUAAAGAUGAAGUCGAAAUAUGGGAAGCUCUCCUGACUCUGUUUUUCUUUCCGAUUAUGGUCAUCUCUGCCUACAUUGCAGAUCGAAGGCUGUUGUUCUACAGAGCACUGAGAAAGGGUAGAAGAAGACAGAAGCGCGGAGGUAUGACAGUCAUUCAAACAGGCGAUUACGAUGUUGUUGGAGUUCAAGUAAAGGAUGGUUUUAUCGACGGAAACGUAGCCGAUGGUCGCUACCAACCUGGCGCCGCCGAAGCCGGACAACAGUUUGAUGAUGACGAGCUUCUCCAUGACCUGACGGAGGACAGGCGCGAAAAGGCCAUUCAAGCCCUAAAGGACAUACGACAGAAACAUCCCGACGCCGACCGUGAAACCGUUGAGCGAUUACUUGAGCAAGAAAAUUUGAAACUUCAACCAAAAAGUCGUGCGUUCUAUCGAAUCGAAGCCACACGUAAGAUGGUCGGCAGCGGAAAUGUGUUGAAGAUGAAGCACGAAAAACUUGAGAAGGCCAGCAGUUCCUUGGCAGACACUAAGAUGGAAAUGCAAGAUAUCGAGUACGAAGACCCACAGGUUGUCAGGGUUAAUUUUGACCCCGUCCAUUACAUUGUUAAAGAAAACUGUGGAAGUGUGUUUAUGAACAUUUCACGCACUGGCGGUGAUCCGAAUAACACGGUUUUCGUGGACUUCAGGACAGAGGACGGCACGGCAAAGGCCGGUGAGGACUAUGAGAAGACAGAGGGGUCAAUCUGUUUCAGGCCUGGAGAAACUUCCAAGACAUUCUCAGUCGUAAUCGUUGACGACGAUAUCUUUGAAGAAGACGAGCAUUUUUACGUCCAUCUGGGAAAUGUUCGAGUAGCUGGAGCCGAUGGGGAUUUGGUUCGCAACAAAUAUCGAGGUCCUGCAGGAAAAGUUGGUAAAGACGGAGUAGCUACAGUUACCAUCCUGGACGAUGACUACCCAGGGAUAUUCACAUUUGAGGAAGAGAAGCAUCAAGUGACAGAGGCAGAUGGAACCAUUAACAUUAAAGUUAUUCGCCACACUGGUGCGCGCGGCACUGUUCGUGUCCCUUACCAUACUAUGGAGGGAACAGCUAAGGGAGGAGGCGAUGAUUACGAAGAUGCUGUGGGUGAGCUUGAGUUUUCAAACGACGAGACUUGGAAAAACAUUGAGAUCAAUAUUAUAGACGACGAAGAAUAUGAAAAGAAAGAAACCUUUUAUGUUCUCCUUGGGGAACCAAAGAUUGUCAAAGAUGAAGAUGAUGACAGUGGAGCUGGUACUGAUGUGGGAUAUGAUCCAGAAAAGGAGCGUCUUGAAGAACUGGGAAAGCCAAGAUUAGGUGAUGUACCAAAGGCAGAGGUCACCAUAUUGGAAAGCAAAGAAUUCAAAAACACAGUGGACAAAUUGCUGGUCAAAGCCAAUCUAGCUCUUGUUGUUGGUACAUCCUCAUGGAAGGAACAGUUCACUGAUGCUCUGACCGUUAGUGGGAGUGGGGAUGAUGAUGACAGUGAUGAACCAACAACACCAACAUAUGGUGACUACAUGAUGCACUAUCUGACCGUCUUCUGGAAGCUGUUGUUUGCAAUUGUUCCUCCCACAGACAUCUGGGGUGGAUGGGCUUGUUUCGUUGCUUCUAUUGUAAUGAUUGGUGUGUUAACAAUGGUCAUCGGUGACGUAGCCUCACACUUUGGUUGUACCAUUGGAUUAGCAGACAGUGUUGUUGCCAUUACCUUUGUUGCCCUUGGAACAAGUCUUCCAGAUACAUUUGCCAGCAAAGUUGCUGCAGUUGGUGACGAGUAUGCUGAUUCAUCCAUUGGUAAUGUGACUGGUAGUAAUUCUGUCAAUGUUUUCCUUGGCCUGGGGGUGGCAUGGUCUAUUGCAGCAAUAGCCAAAGCGGCAAGAGGUGUCAAAUUUAUAGUUCCUGCUGGUAAUCUUGGCUUCUCUGUAGUUAUAUUCUGUGUUACCGCUGUAACAGCAAUUGCUGUUAUGAUGCUACGUAGAAGUAAAAGAGUUGGGGGAGAAUUAGGGGGUGCCAAAUCCUAUAAACUUCCAACAUCACUUUUCUUUUGUUUCCUUUGGAUAUUUUACAUUGUAAUGUCUUCUUUACAAACAUAUUGCCAUAUCAAUGUAUCCUUUUAGCUUUUUCCAAAUUAAGGAAAAAUGCUUUCUUUGUGUCAACUAACAACAGCAGUAAGGAAGAUCCUAUAAUAAUUAAAGGUUCUCAAAUAUCUUUGAUACAAGUAUCAGUUUGUAUUUUCAAAAUGCAAUUUUAGAGAUAGCUACAUAUAUUUCUGAAUUAUUACAAGCCAUAAUGGCUAACAAUGAUAUCAAUCAUGCAAACCAAAGAAUGAGCACCACGCCUAAAUGUAUGUCAUAUUCAAUGCCCUAAGACUUUAGAGAUAACUCUCAAGAUAAGGAACACCAUAUUAUUACAUAUCCUGGUUAGCCUCAAUAGAAUAACAUUCUUCUCGCCAUUUAUUAUAAGAAUAGUGGGUAAGGAACAUGAUAAAUGAUAACAAUCACCCAGAUUUUGACUGAAAAAGCAAUUUCCUGUACACCCUUUUUGAACGCUGUAACACGAAUAUGCAACUUUUCGUAUCUGGCCUAGGGUAUUUUAAUUUUCCAGUCUCUGUGUCAAACUCUUACUUGGCCCAGAAAUUAUAUCUAAGACAUUUUUCUCUUUCUGCACAUCUUGUCUCUUUUUUGGAAUUCGGGUUUUGCAUGAUAAUAAAUGUUAAUGAAAAUCAAUUCAAGCAGUCUCUACCAUUGUGAAGGAUGAGGAAGACAAAUGUUGAGAUGUUACCUUGUCUUAUUGUAUGCCUGUUACAUGUAUCUUCCUUCACAGCCUGGCAAACAGUGAUGUGAUAGUGACUGUGCAGUGAGGAUACUAUCAGCUGUACUAAUUUAUACAAAAUUUUCAGUUUAUAACAUCAGCUACCUAAAUACUUUAUUUUUAUUUAUUAUUUUAGCCUUUUCAACUUCUUGAAAUAAUAUUUGUCAUGAAUAAUUGAAAUUAUAAUGAUAAUAAUGAUCAUUACUAUUACUAUUAUUGUUAUUAUUAUUAUUAUUAUCAUAAUUAUUCAACAUUCAACAUAGUUUGGCAUUUAUGGUGUUAUCAGGUAUCAGUAUUUUAUGCUCAGAGGCAUGGUAUUUUAUAAUGAAGAAAAAUGUUUUCAAUGUAAAAUAGGGCAGGCCCCAAGCAUUCCUAAAGAGUAUGAAUAGCAAACAUGAAAUAAAAUUUAAGAGAUUUCACAUUUCAGAUUCAAGAAACUUCUCAAUUAAUAAUGAUAAUUCUCAGGUCCUAGGUUGUUUAUAAAAUUUUGUCAACCUAUAUGGUAGCAUAGCUGCAAUACUUAUCAAGCAUAAUGCAGAAUGAAUAGUCAAUCAAUACAUCAAAGUUGGUGAUAAAUUACAGCAACUGUUUCUUUGCAGGCUUAAAGCUUUAUUAAUUUUGACAUGCUCACAAUAGUUCUGACCUAAUAAUGACAGUAUCCAGCUGCUGUCUUUGGUUUGUUUUUCUACACAAUCCAAAUAACCUUAGCAGAUGCAAGCACAGAAAAGUUCUCAAGUUAUCAUUCAUAAAACACCAUUUCAUAACAGUGAGUAACUCUACAAGAAAACCUAAAUGAUUUAAUUGUCAAUGUUUUGUAUUUACACAGAAGUAGUCAGAGGUCUAAAUAGUAUUUAUGUUAUAAUGACCAAAGAACAAAUAGUUUCCACAAACAAAAUGAUAGACAGUGUAUCCCUUGAGGUGUCCAAGUAACACACAGAGAAUGAACCAGAUCAGUCGGAAAUGAUAAGAAUAAAUGAAAUAAUCAGUUCCUUCCAUCUUCUUUACAGCAGCAUUCAGCACUGUAAGGAAUUUUGUCUUUAAAAGAGUCAGCCUUAUGAUUCCUACUAAAAUGUUAAGUAUGCAGAGAAGAUAAGGCCUGAAAAUCUAUCAGGACUGCACUUACUGCUGGUUCACUAGAGAUCUUCAUGCCUGAUGCAAGAUAAUUCAGUUUGGGGAGAUUUGAUUAAUCCUAUAAUUUUCAAUUGGUUUCUGGAUUGUUACUAUGGACAACAAUUUAUCGUAAUGUACUGUUUUCAAGGGAUGAUGGAAAGCAUUAUUAGGAAGAACUCUUGAAAUUGAUAAUAUUUAUGCCAAAUAGCUGCAGGAAUUUUUGUACCAUAAAGUAAGAUGUUUCCUUCCUAAAUAACUUUUGAAUUUACAAUGAGCCUUUGGAUGCCUCUUGACUAUUAGUAACUGGCCAUAGCAAGCUAAUGAUGGGAAAUAAGUGAGAUACAGCUAUUCCUUAUGUGAGUUUAUUUCAAAAUUUACAAACAACUUAUCUAAUAGUUGCAAAAGAGUGUGAAUGAGAAGGUAAGGCUUGCCAUAGGUAUGAAUAUUAUUAUCAUAAUUACUGUUUUUAAAGUUACUAUGUUUCUUUGACCAUUCCAAAUAAUAAUAUGUGCAUAUGUUUUAGGAAACCUCCCUCCAAAUUACUGGUCAAAAUUUAGUUUACUUUCCCUUUAUUAUUUGCUAGUAUUUCUUGGGUAAAUUUAUGACGCCAAGGACCUGUCAAUUUUGUAGGUACUCAUAUUUAAGAGGUAUCCACAGUCUAAAAUUGCUCAGCAUUCAAUGCAUGUUUUGGUGCAGGCCAAAAAAACCAAAAGGGAAGGACAAUCACAAUUCUAAAAUAUUUGCAAUUAGGUGUAUAAAUAUAUGUCAUUCUGCAGUUUGGCUUAGUAAAAAUGCUAGUGUAUUAUGUAGUGAAUUGCAACUAUUAUAACUUACAGCAAUUAUUAUUUUCUAUCAUAGGUAUUUGAAAAUAUAAUUUAUUUCAUUUAAUUUAAGUCAUGUUGUGGCCUAAGGACACCUAUUUUAAUGUUAAAGCCCUUCCAAACAUUUUACAGCAACAUUAAUAGAAGCCUUUGCUGAAAUACUUAAGUAAAUGGUGUCUUGUUAGAAAGAUUGUAGAAACAAGACUAAAGGCCCUUUUAUGAUGACUUUUACUUUAUAGGGAGUAGUUUAGGGAAAAAGAGAAUUUUUAAAGCCUCUUUCGGACAUUACUAAUGUUCCUGAAAACUAUUAUAUGAGAGCUUAAAAUAAACAUGUUGAGAGAUGUC
This is a messenger RNA of Pocillopora verrucosa, 6042 nucleotides long. Its product is annotated as sodium/calcium exchanger 1. Gene Ontology annotation, molecular function: calcium:sodium antiporter activity. Lineage: Eukaryota; Metazoa; Cnidaria; Anthozoa; Scleractinia; Pocilloporidae. The record is from RefSeq and is a predicted model, not a curated record. Gene Ontology annotation, cellular component: axon; postsynapse; sarcolemma. Gene Ontology annotation, biological process: cell communication; sodium ion transmembrane transport; calcium ion import across plasma membrane.